Messenger RNA from Chelonus insularis, 1823 nucleotides. RefSeq names its product tyrosine 3-monooxygenase/tryptophan 5-monooxygenase activation protein zeta (gene 14-3-3zeta). Gene Ontology annotation, biological process: signal transduction; intracellular protein localization. NCBI's taxonomy places the organism in Eukaryota, Metazoa, Arthropoda, Insecta, Hymenoptera, Braconidae. The record is from RefSeq and is a predicted model, not a curated record. The transcript has 5 exons. Gene Ontology annotation, cellular component: cytoplasm. The coding region runs from base 347 to 1090 and encodes 247 amino acids.
UGCCGGCUCAGUCGUUGUGCGGGAGUGGUCAUUGAGGGAUGUGCAGUGUCGUAACGCGUGAUUGAAAGAAAAAAAACGAACGAAAGAGUACGAAAGAAAAGUGGAGAAGCAACGGUAGUUUUUUUUUCAUAUUUGCGAGCAUCAUUUGACGUCGCUCGCCAAAUUUAAAAUCAUUUUGACGUGGCUCAUUUAGAAUUACAGUAGUAUAACUCUAGUCCAAAGAGGCACACCUCGAGUCUUGUCUCUCUUGUGAUAGAGAGAGAAAGAGAAAACGGAGCACAAUCGAGACUCCGUGUAAUUUAUUUAAGUAUUUAUUGUAUAAAGGAUUUUUAAAAUAGCUGACACAAUGUCCGUGGACAAAGAGGAAUUAGUGCAACGUGCGAAGCUCGCAGAACAAGCAGAGAGGUACGAUGACAUGGCAGCUGCUAUGAAAGCGGUGACUGAGACGGGAGUUGAGCUGUCAAACGAAGAGAGAAAUCUUCUUUCUGUCGCUUAUAAGAAUGUCGUCGGUGCGAGACGUAGCUCGUGGCGAGUAAUAUCCUCGAUUGAGCAAAAGACCGAGGGAUCUGAACGCAAACAGCAAAUGGCUAAAGAGUAUCGAGAAAAAGUUGAAAAAGAAUUACGUGAAAUUUGCUACGACGUUUUGGGUCUUCUGGACAAGUACCUGAUUCCGAAGGCUAGUAAUGCCGAAAGCAAAGUAUUUUACCUUAAGAUGAAGGGUGACUACUACAGGUAUCUUGCGGAAGUCGCAACUGGUGAAACCAGAAACACCGUGGUAAAUGACAGCCAGAAAGCGUACCAAGAUGCGUUUGAGAUCAGUAAGGAGAAGAUGCAACCUACUCACCCAAUCAGGCUAGGUCUUGCGCUGAACUUCUCAGUCUUCUAUUAUGAGAUCCUAAACUCGCCAGACAGGGCGUGUCAACUGGCCAAACAGGCGUUCGAUGAUGCGAUUGCGGAAUUGGACACAUUGAAUGAAGAUAGUUACAAAGAUUCCACGUUAAUCAUGCAGCUGUUGCGUGACAACCUCACGCUCUGGACCAGCGAUACGCAGGGCGAUGGGGACGAACCACAGGAGGCUGGCGAUAACUAACCCUCCUAAGAUUAAGUCCUACCUUUUCUUAAUCUAAUAAGAACCUAUUCUCUAUCGUUCCCCGCCCUUGUCCCUAUUCCUUCAAGAGCUCACAAUCAUUAGUCCUUACUUACCAUUUAUCCAUCGAUCCAUUUCACCAAAUCCCCGACAUUUUUCGCGCAAUUCCCGUUCUCCGUACACCUUCCUACCAGUCUGACCUCAUCGAUUUCCUCUCCUCCAACUUCAUUUCCUCAAUCCUCUCUUUGGCAGACAACCUAUUUCCCCAUGCGAGUAGCAUACAUUGACUGCCGCUAUCACGUCGUAUCGUUGGAUGCGUACGACGACAGACCAGGAAGAAAUUAUUGAUCUCUGGACCUCUCUCUCUCUCUCUUUCUCUUUUCCUUUGAAAACAAUUUAUGCAGUUGCAAAUGGACUGGAAUAUUAUGAUAAUAAUUUUGCUUCAAGAGAAACUUGUUACUAGAGUAGUAUGUCCAGUUAAAGCGAAAUAAUAUUCAUCAAAUACCAACAAAAUGGCUAUGAAAACAACUAGAUUAUGUGUUUAAUUGAGAUGAUGACAAAUAAUACUUGAGAAAUUUUAAUAAAUUGAUGAACUGCUAUCUGUAGAGUGAGGGAAUCAGACAAACAUCAAGAAAGAGGGGGAAUAAAAGAAGAUGAGUCAGAGAAAUUAAUAUGGGAUGUGCGUGAGAGAGGUGGAGAUUUAUAAUUCGACGGAAAAAAUAUCAAAGAUGAAGCA